This is a messenger RNA of Somion occarium, 2091 nucleotides long. Lineage: Eukaryota; Fungi; Basidiomycota; Agaricomycetes; Polyporales; Cerrenaceae. The record is from the annotation of a GenBank genome assembly.
AUUCCGGUUCUCUUUCCUCUAGUUCGGAAGCCACUAAAAUUUCACGUCAACAGAGUCGUUCAUGCUACCGAUUGUAGGCUACAGUACGGUAUUAGCCAAGAUGGGACAAAGUCGGCAUCCAUGCGUCGCUUGCUUCAAUAUAGUCUCACCGUUUAUCAUAAUGACCCAAAAUAUAACUUUCCUCUCUUGCCCCUGGCUGAAUCAUGCAAGUGUCGCCGCCAGCUGACAGGCACCCGCCAGCGAACCUUCAUCUUCGCUAUUUGAAGAUAUGCCUCUCGCCAGGAUAGUCCUUGCUUUCCUCCCUAGAUUCACUUCAGCAAUGUCCUUUCACCGAUUGGCCGUGGCCGCUCUCCUAACAUGUUCCCUAGACGUGUCCAGUGUCCUUGGUGCUCGUGUGCAGUCUCCUUUCUUGAUCCUUCCUCCGGAUGCACGUACCCACCAACAGGCGGUUCAGGAUAUAUUUCUGACGAGUUAUAAUGCUUACUUAAAAUUUGCAUUUCCUCAUGAUGAUUUGACACCCGUGAGCGCAUCGUUCACCGACGGUCGUAAUGGCUGGGGAGCUACAGUCGUUGAUUCCCUGACAACGUUGAAAAUCAUGGGUUUAGAAAAUCUCUUCAACGAUGCUGUGGUUUUUGCCUCCAAGAUUGACUUCAGCAUUUCACACACUACGGACACAGUCAGUGUUUUUGAAACCUCGAUUAGGUAUCUAGGAGGCCUCUUGAGCGCAUACGAGCUCAGCGGCGGGCAAUUUCCUCAACUCAUCACUAAGGCAAAGCAAGUUGCGGACAAAAUGGCAUUCGCGUUUGUUCCUAACACGAGCCCAAUACCAUUUGGUCAUAUCGACUUCAAUACGAGCAGGGUUCAGUUGGCUACUUCUAAUAUCGCUGAGGCUGGAACUCUCACUCUUGAAUGGUCAAGGCUCGCAAAACAUACUGGAAACGAUACUUAUCGACAAUUGGCAGAGAACUCAGUUAGGCACAUCGCCCAGUUACCCGCGCCUCUUCCAGCUCUCGCUGCUCAGGGAAUCGAUCCCUCUUCAGGCAACUUUGUUGGUGCAUAUGUUUCUUGGGGAGGAGGCUCCGACAGUUACUUCGAAUACCUGAUCAAGUACGCUCGUAUCACCAACACGAAGGACACCUUGUUCGCGGACACAUGGGCAACUGCUGUUGACAGUUCUCUUAAGCACUUGGCUAAGACUUCGACUGUUGGAAACCACUUGUACUUGGCUGACCAGCAAGAUGAUGGGACUAUACGUCACAUCGGAUCACAUCUGGCCUGUUUCCACGCUGGUAACUGGCUUUUUGGCGGUCGUCUCUUAAAUAACCAGACUAUCGUGAACACCGGCCUGAAGCUCAAUGAUGCAUGCUGGAAUACUUACGCCAGUACACUUACCGGUAUUGGCCCCGAGGCAUUCGGGUUCUUCUCCUCCGACGGUAAUUUUACUGGAGCCUCACCAUCGUCGAGCGAUAUUGCCUUCUACGACCAACACGGAUUCUUCAUCUUCCCGGGGUCUGAAGACUACUUCCUGCGUCCUGAAGUUCUGGAAUCCAACUUUUAUGCUUGGCGUGUUACUGGCGAUACCAAGUAUCUCGACCGAGCGGCUUCUGCCAUUGACAGCUUCAACAAGUUUUUGAAAGUGAACGUGGCGUUUGCGGGGAUUGGGAAUGUCAACCAAGCGAAUUCGGGAUUCAUUGAUGAUACGGAGAGUUUCUGGUUCGCUGAGGUGUUGAAGUAUCUAUAUCUCACAUUCGACGACCCCAACCACAUUAGCUUGGACGAUUGGGUCUUCAACACCGAAGCUCAUCCGUUCAGAGCACCAUCGGCUCUCCCUGUUUACGGAAGCGGGAAACUCAUCGACCAGUCUUCUGCGCCGUUCAAGUCAAAGAGUGGUCCACUGCCUGCUGUCAGCCCUAUAGCUGCGUUGCGUAAUACUACACUCUAGAAGUAACUUAUUUCCUGGUGUUUGAGUUUUUAUUGUUCUUGAUACGGGUACUGUGCUACGUUCCUCCUUUUACCUUCCGAGACGGGUAUACCACGGGCUGCAACUGUAACAGUAGAUUGACAAUAGACGUAUAUCCUGCAGGUCUUGAC